Molecule: messenger RNA, 1098 nt
Organism: Trichomonas vaginalis G3
Lineage: Eukaryota; Parabasalia; Trichomonadida; Trichomonadidae
Product: endo-alpha-1,2-mannosidase family
Exons: 1
Coding region: 1-1098 (365 amino acids)
Cellular component (GO): Golgi apparatus
Molecular function (GO): alpha-mannosidase activity
Source: RefSeq, a predicted model, not a curated record
AUGCAACGAAAACAAGCUAUGGGAGAAAUGCUAUCUGCAAUUGCAGUUGCAUCAAUUUCAGUAAUUUUUUGUUAUGCAUACACUAAAUACAUGGAUCCACGACGUCUUUUUAAGCAUUAUCAAGGCGUUGGAGAAGGAUUUUCAAAUACUACUUGGGCUUUGUAUUACGCAAGCUUCGAAAACGAUAAACAAGAUAAGGCAUGGACCUAUUGGUCUAAUGAUUUAUCAAUUACACUUCGAGAACCAAUUCCAAAAACUUAUCCAAUGGAAGGUUACUAUUCAUGCAAAAACAAAACGUUACUUAAGCGUCACAUGCAGUAUUUACACAGUGCUGGCAUACAAGCGAUCGUUGUUCCAUGGUUUAGUUCAAAUAGAAUCGAUCCAAGGACAAAUAAGAAGAGAAUAACAGAUAAGGCAUUAAGCAAAAUAGUUAGUGUAGCAGAAUCACACGAUAUUAAAGUUGCAAUUAUGAUUCCAGAGUAUAAAAAUCGAACAUGGGUUACAAUAAGGCAAGAUAUCAAGAGAUACAACUCAUUAUACUCAGGACGUUCUUCUAUUCUUAGAACAAAUAGAAGACCAGUCAUAUUUAUCGAAAAAGCAAGUAAAUUAGAAAAAUCAAUGUAUUACUUAACAACAAGUCGUCGUACAUACUUCGAUUCUUACUUUGUUGCUCAUGUAUCAACAAUGGAAGAUAUUAAUGAGGCAACAGAGUCAGGAUAUGAUGCUAUUUGUCCAUUAUAUGGCGAUGAAAAAGAUUCAUGGGCCACGAACACUUCACAUUGGCCAACCAUCAAAGAUAUUACUAAACCAAGAGCAAUGACGUUUAUUCCUGUUGUUUCUCCAGGAAAUUCAGAUAUCUCAAGAAAUGGAGGAAAAUAUUACGAAGAAAGAUGGGAAACAGCUCUUAAAUACAACAGUCACGUAUUUGUUGACUCAUUCAAUGGUUGGUUCGAUGGAACAAAUAUUGAACCCGCAUUAAGUACUGCAGGGCACAAAUUGGACAAUGAUAACUGGAGUGGUGAAGAUCCUAAUGCUUUCAUAACAAUAACAAGACAAUUUGCUCAGAAACUUGGCAAAUUUAAUUUUAUUUUUAAUUGA